CAAAUCACAAGGCAACUCUAAACUGGUUGCAUCGGCAAAACAACCAUCAGCUAGCCAUCGGCGCAGCCAUUCAGUCAGCCUCUAUCGAUCGCAAUUCUCUGUCGUCUCCAGUAUCUCCUCGGUGACUCGUAAAGUAACGAACGCGAUGACGAAGCAAAAAAUUGUGAUCAGGGUGAGCAUGCCGUGCGAGAAGAGCCGGUCCAAGGCCAUGGCGUUGGUCGCCCGAGCAGACGGGGUGAGCUCCAUGGGGAUCGCCGGCGACGAGAGGGACCGGCUCGAGGUGGUCGGCGACGGCGUCGACACCGUCUGUUUGGUCAGGUGCCUGCGCAAGAAGAUCGGCCACGCCGAGCUCCUGCAGGUGGAGGAGGUGAAGGAGAAGAAGCCCGAGGAGAAGCCGGAAGACCCCAACGUCGUGCACCAGCCGCCGUACUGGUACCCUGGUUACUACCACUACCACCUGCCGCCGUCAUGUUCGUCAGUGGUGACCAUUUGGUGAAAGCGGCCGUUUUGAUGGAUUAACAGUUGGCAUUCAGCUCAUGCACCUUCUAUAUCUGUACUCGGGAUAUUCUGUAUUUCGACAGAACAUAUGGAAAAGGUUAUUGGUAAAGCUAUUACUUCCAUAUUCGAUCCGUUUUCACCACCCUGUCAGACGAUGUCAACGGUUUGAAUUUGAUGCUUGUUAGUUGUUGGUCUUUGUUUUCUCAAUUGGAACCCCAUAUUCUGGAAAGUGGCCCAAAGAAAGUUGAUAGCCAUAGGGUGGUAAAUCCUGGAGAUCUAAUGGAUGGAGCGGCAAAUUCUCAAAUUCACCUUCAGAAAUCCACAAGGAGAGAUUUGGCAAACGGAAAAAGAAAAUCUACAAACCCAUCAUAUAUAAGCCAUCCGCCGUUUCAAUUUCCUAUCCAUUUAUACCACCCAACAUGAUACAUCGUUCAGACACCCCUUAGGCAACAUAGUAGCAAGCUAACAUGAAACAGUUCAAUUUCUACAGGAAUGUGAAAGUUUCUGCGUCUUCAGGCUUACGCAUUUGAAUAAGAACGGUGUGGUGGGCUAAGGUUACUGUUUAUAGACGCUGACAGUGGGUCCAGGGGAGGAAAACACCGUCAGGUUACUGUAGCAGUGCUGUUUGCAGAGGCUGGAGAGAGAAAAAGAAUAGUAGAAGGUAGGAAAUAGAGUAGCUGCUGGAGAUGAAAAAAAUAAGGGAUGCUGUAAUAGUAUUUUUUAGAAUAAAAAUUUAAGGUAGCUAUUGGAGAUGAUCUUAGAUGAGGAUUGGUGGCAGCAACAGGAAUCAGAAAGAGAUCCACGCUUGACAAAUAACAAGCAGCAUGUCAGCAUUCUAAUUGUUUGUGACGAUGACAUGCAUUUGGUAGGAACUCAAAUUAUUGCAGAAACGUUUCCAUUUUAGAUUUGUUUUAAAUGUUUCUAUAGUAAAACAGAAUUAUAUCUAGAAACCGUUUGGCAGCUGUAUGAAUUCAAUUUCUUGAAAUA
This is a messenger RNA of Phragmites australis (common reed), 1485 nucleotides long. RefSeq names its product disease resistance protein Pik-1-like. The record is from RefSeq and is a predicted model, not a curated record. Gene Ontology annotation, molecular function: metal ion binding. Lineage: Eukaryota; Viridiplantae; Streptophyta; Magnoliopsida; Poales; Poaceae. The transcript has 3 exons. Bases 146 to 496 code for a protein of 116 amino acids.